AUAUCCCUCUCCUGCGCGCGGUUCUCAGCUUCGACAACACCGCGCGCGCAAUACACGGGACACACACGCAGAUCCGAGCUAACCACCAUCGACGAGCGCCAGCCGCCAGCAGCCGAGCCGGAGCGACCUUUUCUUUUUUCUUUUACACAGCGGGACGGAGAAAGGAGUCAAUCAGCCAAAGCCACCCACCGCUUUUACCCACCGAUCGGCGUUGCCGCCGCUAGCAUUGUCGGCUUCAGCUCCAUCCAAAUCCACCGCCAGCAAGCAAGCAAGCAAGCCGGCGCCAUGGGUCUGCCGAUGAGGAGGGAGAGGGACGCGGAGGCGGAGCUGAACCUGCCGCCGGGGUUCCGGUUCCACCCCACCGACGACGAGCUGGUGGAGCACUACCUGUGCCGCAAGGCGGCGGGGCAGCGCCUCCCCGUGCCCAUCAUCGCCGAGGUGGACCUGUACAGGUUCGACCCCUGGGACCUGCCGGAGCGCGCGCUCUUCGGGGCCCGCGAGUGGUACUUCUUCACGCCCAGGGACCGCAAGUACCCCAACGGCUCCCGCCCCAACCGCGCCGCCGGCAACGGGUACUGGAAGGCCACCGGCGCCGACAAGCCCGUCGCGCCGCGCGGCCGCACGCUCGGGAUCAAGAAGGCGCUCGUCUUCUACGCCGGCAAGGCGCCGCGCGGGGUCAAGACGGACUGGAUCAUGCACGAGUACAGGCUCGCCGACGCCGGCCGCGCCGCCGCCGCCAAGAAGGGGUCGCUUAGGUUGGAUGACUGGGUGCUGUGCCGGCUGUACAACAAGAAGAACGAGUGGGAGAAGAUGCAGCUGGGGAAGACCGCCGUCGCCGGCGUCGGCGCCACCAAGGAGGAGGCGAUGGACAUGGCCACCUCGCACACGCACUCCCACUCCCAAUCACACUCGCACUCGUGGGGCGAGACGCGCACGCCAGAGUCGGAGAUCGUGGACAACGACCCGUUCCCGGAGCUGGACUCGUUCCCGGCGUUCCAGGACCCGGCGAUGAUGAUGACGGUGCCCAAGGAGGAGCAGGUGGACGGCUGCAGCGCCAAGAGCGGCAACCUGUUCGUGGACCUCAGCUACGACGACAUCCAGGGCAUGUACAGCGGCCUCGACAUGCUGCCGCCGCCCGGGGAGGACUUCUACUCCUCGCUCUUCGCGUCUCCCAGGGUCAAGGGGAACCAGCCCGCCGGAGCCGCCGGGUUGGGACAGUUCUGAGCUGAGGCGAGGAUGGAGCCAUGGAUCAGGAGAUGAAGACGGUUGCGAACUCUGUAAAUACAGCAUAGGAGUCGAACCUGACCCUGACCCUUGUUGGGGUUACAAGGUUUUCCGAGUGUCGGUGUAGCGUACAUGGAGCCGGCGGCGCGGCCGGGCCGGCUCAUUCUUUAGUUUCACUUCCAAAGCAGACGGGUAGAUAUAUGUGUAGCUGUUCACUUAAACUCUCUUCGACAGAACAACCGACGAAAUUUUGCUCUUGUUUAUAAGUACUACCUCGACUGUCGCUUCCCUU
Zea mays is the source of this 1516-nucleotide messenger RNA. Its product is annotated as NAC domain-containing protein 2-like. Gene Ontology annotation, molecular function: DNA binding. The record is from RefSeq and is a predicted model, not a curated record. NCBI's taxonomy places the organism in Eukaryota, Viridiplantae, Streptophyta, Magnoliopsida, Poales, Poaceae. Gene Ontology annotation, biological process: regulation of DNA-templated transcription.